AUGGACCAAAAUCUCUCGGUACGGAGGCCUCAGAUUCCUACCCAAGGCACGAAUGCGAGAAGCCAAGGCCCCAGCUUGCUCAAGCUGAUUCAGCUGCUCAAGAACACAGUCGAAGAGAUGGGUCCCAUCAGGCCAGAUACGGAAAAGCGUGUGGAGAGUGUGCCCCUGACUAGGCCUGAUCGGGUUUGGGGCAAGGCGAUCCACUUCUUGUCAUCCCCACCAACACAACACCGUCUCUCUUCCAGGGUUCAGAACAGCACUGCAACCUCUGUCUGCUGCCUCAAAAUCCUUCUCCCAUCCACACGAAACCAUCUCAACAAUCCCAACACCAUCAAGAUGCACUCCCAGACGCUCCUCCUCAGCCUGGCCGGCGUGGCCGCUGCCAACCUUGCUGGCCACCACAUGGCUGUCAGGCGCGAGCUCGAGGCUCGCCAGACCGACGACAGCUUCUCUGCCUGCGCCGAAGCCAUGAUGUCGCUCGUCACCGACAUGCCGACCCCUCCCGCGGCCCUGACCGAGCUGUCCGUGACCGAUCCCUGCAGCGUGACGAUCCCCCCCUCGCUCGAGUCGGCCUACUCGAGCUACAUGAGCGAGGUCUCGUCGUGGAACGCCGAGCACGCCGACGAGUACAGCUCGGCCCUCGCCCUGUGCCCUGAUCUCCCCACCAUCACCGACAGCGGCGAUAUCGCCGAGUGCACCGACUCGGCCGGCAACAGCGGCAGCCCUACUGCUGGUUCCUCCUCGGACUCCGACAGCGGGGAUGCCGAGGAGACCGAUUCCGGCUCGACCUCGGGCUCGGGCUCGGCGACGCGCACCGGUUCCGGCGCCAGCGCCGGCGCCACCUCCACCUCUGGGUCUAGCUCCGGCUCCGGCUCGGGGUCGUCCGGCAGCAGCAACAACAAUAACAACAACAACAGCAACGGCGGUUCUUCUGGCAAGCCUAGCGCCGCUCACCGGGAGACGGGCUUCGUCGGCGCUGCUGUUGCCCUGGCUGGUUUCAUCGGCGUCGUCGCUCUUCUCUAA
This is a messenger RNA of Parathielavia appendiculata, 1023 nucleotides long. RefSeq lists its product as uncharacterized. Bases 1 to 1023 code for a protein of 340 amino acids. Lineage: Eukaryota; Fungi; Ascomycota; Sordariomycetes; Sordariales; Chaetomiaceae. The transcript is spliced from 4 exons. The record is from RefSeq and is a predicted model, not a curated record.